This is a messenger RNA of Gadus chalcogrammus (walleye pollock), 4751 nucleotides long. It is a transcript of the gene znf142, whose product is annotated as zinc finger protein 142. The record is from RefSeq and is a predicted model, not a curated record. The coding region runs from base 57 to 4751 and encodes 1564 amino acids. Lineage: Eukaryota; Metazoa; Chordata; Actinopteri; Gadiformes; Gadidae. Gene Ontology annotation, cellular component: nucleus. The transcript is spliced from 9 exons. Gene Ontology annotation, biological process: regulation of gene expression.
AGACUUCAAGAGGGUAAUGGCGACGCAGCUGCGGUGAAUGGUGAAUAAAAGACGCAAUGGAAGCUAAUCCCACAGAAAAAAGUGGAAAACGUCUGUCAGACCCCGAGGACCAACAAGGCCUGAGCAGCCUUGAGAGAGGGCCAUCUCUGACCUCGGGCAGGCCCAGAAGGAAACGCAGACCCAACCCUCUCUAUGUGCAGUCCACAGAUGAACAAGAGACAGCAGAACCAGAGGUUGUUGGGCACAAGACCAAGAGAAGGAAAAAAGAUCAGGGAGAAAACAAGAAAACCGCUCUGAAUGAGAGCGACACACCUCCUGCUAAAGAAUACCUUGCGGAGGGUUCGGAGCACAUAUUCCGCACGCACACUUGCCCCAAAUGCCGCCGCUGUUUCAAGAUGCGCUCCCACCUCCAGGAGCACCUGCGCAUCCACUUCCCAAGCCCCAGCCUCCAGUGCCCCACCUGCGACCGCUUCUUCACCAGCAAGAGCAAGCUGCGCGUGCACAUGCUGCGCGAGGCGGGCCAGAAAGUCCACCACUGCAAACGCUGCGACUACUCGGCAGUCGAACGCAACGCCCUCCGCCGCCACCUUUCAAACGUCCACGGGGAUGACGCCGGUGACGCGGAGUGCGUUGCCGGUGACCUGCCUACCCCCAACGUACUGACCUACCCUUGCCCCACCUGCGGCCAAACCUUUCAGCAAAGCAGGUCCCUCAAGGCCCACAUGAAGACCCACAACGUCCCACCGGACAGACAAUCCCUGCCUUGUUUCCAGGAGGGCUGCGCCUUCCGGGGUUCCGUGCGCAAGGAGCUGCUGCGUCACGCCAGGGAGGCUCACGCCGUCGAGGCGGUUGAGUGUCGUUAUCACGCCUGCAACGCCAUCUUCGCCAACAAGAGGGACAUGGAGGAGCAUCGGCGCGCGCACCUUGCCUACCACUGCGCGCUGUGCGACUUCUCCUGCUCCAACAAGAGCGUGUUCCUGCUGCACCGGCGCCAGGGACACGCGGGGGAGGAGGAGCUCCGCUGUGAGUUCUGCACCUUCGUCACCUUCAACCCUGUGGAGUUCCAGCAGCACGUGGGACAUCUGCACGCCAGCGAGAAGAUCCACCGGUGUCCGCAGUGCAGCUACGUGACCGCCCAUAAGCGGGGUUUGAACCGGCACAUGUUGAUGCACAGUGGUGAGAAGCCUCACAAGUGCAGCGUCUGUGACUUCAGGUGCCGGGAUGAGUCCUACCUCACCAAACACAUGCUCACACACUCGGACGACAAGAACUUCAUGUGUUCCGAGUGCGGCUACGUCACAAAGUGGAAGCACUAUCUGAAUGUACACAUGCGUAAACACACCGGGGAUCUACGGUACGAGUGUGACCAGUGUCCCUACCGCUGUCACAGGAUAGACCAGCUGAACAGCCACAAGCUUCGACAUCAGGCCAAGUCGCUCAUGUGCGAGAUCUGCGCCUAUGCCUGCAAGCGGAAGUAUGAACUUCGUAACCACAUGCUGACCAAGCACUCUGCUGGCCCAAAGCAGGCUGCGGCGGCCUAUCAGUGUAAAUACUGUGCGUAUACCACUUGCUAUCGCCAGGCACUCCAGAACCACGAGAACUGCAAACACACCAAGCUGAAGGAGUUCCGGUGUGCGCUCUGCUCGUAUGUCUCCUUCAGCACCAUCAGCCUGUUUUUGCACAAGAGAAAGGUCCACGGGUACGUUCCCGGUGACAAAGACUGGCUGGAGAACUACGCCUUAAAGGAGAAGGAAAGAAACGCACUUGAAUGUGUACAGGAUUUCUACCUGAAGUCCCCGGCGGGUUGUAACCGAUCCGAACCAAGCGCCAGGGAGGUAGCAACGACACCUCUGACCAAUGAAAACCAGUCUGGUCCGACUGGCCAAACUGAAGGGGUAGAUGUUGGGGGUAUUCCAGCAGACGCCUCAUCCAGGGGCUGCCCCGAGGAGUAUUGUACAUUGGUGUUGACCACACUCUCAACAGCUGAAUAUGAGACCGCUCCGUCGUCAAAUGAGAAGGAACACGUCCAGUAUCCAAAUGCCACAACGUACACUUCCACUAACGACGAUGGUGAUACUCCACCACAACAGGGAGGCAUCAGUCCAAGUUAUUCUCCAAGUGUGGCAGAAGAAGAGGAUGACUGUCCUCAAGGUGAAACAGACGACGAUGAAGGCUCAAUCAACAGUGAGUUGGUGGAAGCAGGUGAAGUCAUCAAUAAGCCCUCUGGUUCCAACGCCUUUUCCAAAUCUGAGAUCCACCUGAAGGCCAUGAAGAAACAUGACAGUGACCAGGCAGAGGCGAUGGUUAUGGAAGGACGGGUGAAGAUGCUCGUAGCACAGACAGGAGAUGUGCACCGCUGCGACAAGUGCUUGUAUGUGACACGCAAGGGAAGCGCCCUGAAGUAUCACUGUCAAUUUGUCUGUCAAAAUAGGUCCAAGGGACAUGACUGCGAGGGCUGUGGGGCACAUUUCAAACAAAGGCGAGGCCUCGAUACACACCUCGUGAAGAAGUGUCCAGCUCGCCAGCGAAACACAAGAGCCUUUAAAGGGGUUUCAACGGCACCGAUGACACUCAGUCCGGACUGUCUCCGUGAUGAAGGUGGAUGUAAAGAUAUUGAUGAAAUAGAUGAACAUCAUGUAGAGGUAACAAGAACAAGAAGUACAACUCAAAGCAAAGAUGGAAAAUAUAUGAUCUCUACAUCUAAUGUCUUUACCUCUGGUAAAUCAAAAGGCCCACAAAAGGAGCAUUUUAAGUUUAAACUUGUGACGAAAGCUGUUUCUGAUGCCAAAGAAAGAAAUAUUUUGUCAAAGAAAACUGUCCUUUACACUAAGGGACGAGGGAAAUUCACGUGCAAACAAUGCAAUUUUUCCUCGAUCAGACUGGCUACUGUGAAACGUCACUGCACAACCUGCAGACCAAACUCAAAGAGGAAUGAUGAAGAUCAAAGCCGGUUAGAAUGUGCAGAUGCUGAUUCAAAUAGCUCACUCGCAAAGUCAGAAGAAGACCUUGGUGAUAAAAUUGACAAUAAUCACACUUUGAAAAAAUCAAAAAAACAACUUAUCUCCUGUCCCAAGUGUACAUUCAAGUGCAGUCAGAAGCGUGCUCUAGAAAGCCACGAGAAGAGGGGCUGCAUGAAAGCCAACGAAAUCCAGUGCCACCUAUGCUCGUUCGUGGGAAAGUCCCAAAACUCUUUGACGAGUCACGUAUCCUCUGUUCAUGAGAAAAACAAGCCUCAACGCUUGCACUGCGAGGACUGCGACUUCAACUGUAAACAGGCGCGCUGCAUGGCCCAGCACGUCGCAGUCAAACACAAAGGGUCGCGACCCCACCGCUGCCCUUACUGUCCCUUCAGCACUACCCGUCGCCACCGGCUGGAGGAGCACCGGUCCCUCCACACCGGUGUCGGACGUUAUUCCUGCGAAGAGUGCAGCAAGACAUUCGGCACCGUGACCAAACUGGGCCAACACAAGACACGUGUCCACGACAGGAAGCCCUCUCACUUCUGCUCGCUCUGCGACUUCAGCGGCUACACCCUGGACGACGUGAGGCGCCACAACCUCCGAUGCCACACCGGAGAGCUCCAGCACUCUUGCGCUCACUGUGAGGCCUGCUUCAGUUCCAGCGUGGCUCUUAGAAACCAUUCCAAACGCAUCCACCAAGACCAGAACUUUCUCUCCUGCCCUGAAUGUGACUUUACAUUUGGCACUGACGCUGCUCUCAAAAUCCACCAGCGGAGUACACACCCUUUGCUCAAGUGCUCCACCUGUCAGCGGCGUUUCAACACCAAGAAAAGCCUGGAAACGCACCAGAGAAGCCAUUUAGGCCACCAGUGCCAGCUCUGCUCUUUCGCUAGCAGAACCAAGCAGCUGUUGGCGCAGCACCUCAUGGAGGAGCACGAGGAAGAUGAGGAAGAGGAGGGUUCCAGGGCGGAGAAGCCGCUGAAGUGCAGCCACUGCGAGUUCUCCUGUCGCCAUCAGCUGGUGUUGGAGCAGCACCUCCGCUCACACGGGGGCACGCGGCUCUACAAGUGCACCGACUGCAAGUACACCACCCGGAACAAGCAGAAGAUCACGUGGCACAUCCGCAUCCACACCGGGGAGAAACCCUACAACUGUGAGCAGUGUAGCUACACCUGCAGCGACCCCUUCAGGCUGAAGAGUCACAUGAGAGUUCACCAGCCAGAGAAGAAAUACUUGUGUACGGAGUGUGGAUACAAAUGCAAAUGGAAGACCCAGCUGAAGUACCACAUGACGAAACAUACAGGGGAGAAGGCCUACGCGUGCGACGACUGCGCCUACCGCGCCAACCGGGCGGACGCCCUGCGCGCCCACCGCGACACGCAGCACUGCGACGCGCGCUCCUUCGUCUGCGAGGAGUGCGGCAAGGCCUUCAAGACGCGCUACAUCCUGAAGACCCACCAGCGGCAGCACAGCGGAGCACGACCCUACACCUGCGGGGCCUGCCACAAGGCUUUCUGCUGGCCCGCCGGCCUGCGACAUCACUUCCUGUCGCACACCAAGCAGCAGCCAUACCGUUGCCUCCACUGUCCGUACCGCGCCAAGCAGAGGUUUCAGGUGGUGAAGCACCUGCGCAGGCACCACCCAGGGGUGGCCCCGGAGCAGGGGGUGGUGAAGGACGUGGAGGGGGCGGGGCUCACUCUGAAGGACGCCAUGCGGGGGGCGGUUGGUGUGCAGCAGGGUGAAGAGCAGGGGACUGAGCACAGAGCCUUGGGGGGGCCCCAGUGCUGCUAG